ACCAGUGUAUGAGAAUAAAGAUUUUAGGAGAUUGUUACUAUUGUGUUUCGGGAUUACCAGUUUCAAGACCCAAUCAUGCCUACAAUUGUGUUAAGAUGGGAUUAGAGAUGAUCGAUGCUAUUAAAGUUGUUCGCGAAGUUACCGAGAUAAAUGUUGAUAUGAGGAUAGGAGUUCAUACUGGUAACGUUUUAUGUGGAGUAUUAGGACUAAGAAAGUGGCAAUUUGAUGUGUGGUCUGAUGACGUUACUUUAGCUAACCACAUGGAAGCGGGUGGAGUACCCGGGUAA
Molecule: messenger RNA, 287 nt
Organism: Centruroides sculpturatus (bark scorpion)
Lineage: Eukaryota; Metazoa; Arthropoda; Arachnida; Scorpiones; Buthidae
Product: adenylate cyclase type 2-like
Exons: 2
Coding region: 9-287 (92 amino acids)
Biological process (GO): intracellular signal transduction; cAMP biosynthetic process; adenylate cyclase-activating G protein-coupled receptor signaling pathway
Molecular function (GO): adenylate cyclase activity
Source: RefSeq, a predicted model, not a curated record